Molecule: messenger RNA, 1632 nt
Organism: Brassica napus (rape)
Lineage: Eukaryota; Viridiplantae; Streptophyta; Magnoliopsida; Brassicales; Brassicaceae
Exons: 2
Coding region: 1-1632 (543 amino acids)
Source: RefSeq, a predicted model, not a curated record
AUGACUCUAGCUCUUGCUGAGGAAAAGUUCUUCUGCCAGAGAUCAAGAAUCCAAUGGUUGAAAUAUGGAGAUAGUAACACAGCGUUCUACUUUAAAAUGGUAACAACACGAAGAUCAGACAACCAAAUUCACUUCCUUAUUGGUAGUGAUGGUCGUAGAAUCGACAACAGAUCUGAGAUUGAGGAACAUUGUGUUGCGUUUUUUAAAGAUCUGUUGGCAAAGGAGUCCACUCCCCUUACAGCACCAGACCGUGAUCUUAUUGGUUCUCUUAGUGCUUUCCGUUGCACACCUGAGAUGCAAAGCAUGCUGAUUGCUGAGGUCUCUGCUGCAGAGAUAAAAGAAACGGUCUUUGCUCUUCCUAUUCUCAAGCAAUGGAACUGUACUAUUAUCACCCUUAUCCCUAAGAAGGUAAAUGCCGACAAGAUCUCUGAGUUUAGGCACAUAUCUCUCUGCAAUGUCUUAUACAAGAUAAUCUCUAUGAUUAUUGCAAAGCGGCUAGAGAUUAUUCUUCCCUCCAUGGUAUCUCCUCAUCAAUCAGCUUUUGUCAAAGGGCGUCUGCUUAUUGAGAAUGUCUUGCUGGCCACGGAAAUGGUUCAGAAGUUCAACCAGAAAAAUAUAUCCAGUCGGGGGGUUCUUAAAGUAGAUCUUCGGAAAGCUUUCGAUUCUCUACGGUGGGACUUCAUUAUACAAGUUCUGAAAGCAGCUCAGUUUCCUUCCACCUUCAUCAAUUGGAUUCAGCAGUGUAUAACUACCACCAGCUUCUCAAUCAAUGUCAACGGAGAUCUAUGUGGCUUCUUUAAAGGGGAGCAGGGCGUGAGACAGGGGGAUCCGAUCUCACCUUAUCUGUUCAUCAUUGCAAUGGAGGUGUUCGGGAGACUUCUUGAACGGAAAUUCGAAGAUGGAAGCAUUGGAUAUCACCCUAAGGGGCAAGAUCCCAAGAUUUCUCAUCUAGCUUUUGCUGAUGAUGUGAUGGUUUUCUUUGAUGGCUCCCAUAAUUCUUUAAAUGAGCUCAGCUCAACUCUGGAAACCUUCCACCGGCUCUCAGGUCUAGAAAUGAACAGAGAAAAAUCUGCGUUGUACACAGCUGGAACAGAUGCUGAGGAACAAGAAAGCCUUGCGGCCUUUGGUUUCACUCAGGGAUCCUUCCCUUUUCGGUAUUUAGGGCUCCCUCUUACCCACAUGAAGCUACAGAAAUCUGAGUAUUCUCCUCUAUUGGAUGCAAUAUCUAAUAGAUUCAACCACUGGACAACGAAAGCCCUGACUUUUGCUGGCAGGUUACAGUUAAUAUCUUCGGUUAUCUGCAGUACUGUCAACUUUUGGAUCUCCGCCUUCAUGCUGCCAAAGGCUUGUAUCAAGCAAAUUGAAGGUAUGUGCAAUCACUUCAUGUGGUCUGGUGAUAUUGCAAAGAAACAUGGAGUGAAAGUUGCUUGGAGCACUGUCUGCCAGCCUAAGGAAGAAGGCGGUUUGGGACUAAGAAACUUCAGCCUCUGGAAUAAAACCCUUAACCUGAAACUUAUCUGGCUUCUUUUCUCCAACUCUGACUCCCUGUGGGUUGCCUGGAUGAGAAAGCAUAAUCUAAAAGAUCACCGCUUCUGGAGCGCACCAGCAAUGGCUACUAGCUCCUGGAUCUAG